This is a messenger RNA of Dalotia coriaria, 3932 nucleotides long. RefSeq lists its product as uncharacterized. The record is from RefSeq and is a predicted model, not a curated record. The transcript has 2 exons. NCBI's taxonomy places the organism in Eukaryota, Metazoa, Arthropoda, Insecta, Coleoptera, Staphylinidae. The coding region runs from base 255 to 3719 and encodes 1154 amino acids.
UGAGCAAUAGUAAAAAUUACAUUUUUGUCGCAUUCUUGCGCAAUAUUGAAUCUACCAUGGUAGUAUACAGAAAUUCUCUAUGACUCAUUUUGUUGUUCGUCGAAUCGAAUCGUCAAUCGUCUAUUUGCGUCUCGUUUCUAUCGUGUUUUUGCGUGUGCGGCGCCGACUUCGUCCAUAACAAUUUCGAUCUGCCAGUCGGUUGUGGGCAUUGGAGGCGUCAGCAACGAAUCCAAGGGCCUUAAGACAUCUCAACGAUGACUGCCUUAAUCACAGAGUUUAACCACCUUGGUGGCAACAGUAUUCAAGAGCAUAAGAAACUAUUUUGUCUCUAUGGCAACAAACUUGCUGCACUUGAUGUGCCUGAAAGACUGCAUGUACUUAACAAUUUGAGAGCAGAACAUAGACAAGAAGAAAUAUUUCUAACUAAGUUGCUGCUAAAGUUUGAACAGACAGAGAAACUUAAGCAUUUGAUUCUUCAAGGCGAUCGCAUUUUAAACAAAGUGAUCGUUUGUCACAAGCCUUUCAUAUUCAGGGAUGAUGAUGUCAACUAUUUCAUGGAUGAAUUGUUUCCUAAUGUUUCUUAUAUUGUGAGAAACAGGUGCCUUAACAAUUUGGCUAAGAUAAUAAAGCGGGACGAUGUUGGAGAAGAAUUCUUCAAACAGGUCCUGGAAAGAUAUGGCAUUAAAACCGCACAAGUUUUGCUUCCUGUUUGCAAUGAGGCGUUCAUCAGGGAGAUAAUCACUAGUUAUCGUGUCGUAUUUCGUGAGCGACAACUUGUUACACUUUUUCAACGUUUUGGGUCUUCGUUUAUUAGUUUUUAUUAUGCAGAAUGUUUCAAGUAUGGUUUGACCAAGCAGUUUGGUGACCAACCAUUCUUUUCGCAAUAUUUAUCUACUAAAGAUAUUGUUACAUUUUGUCAACUUCUUAAGUAUGGAGAGCCCAAACUUAGUACCAGAGGAUUCAAGAAGUUUUUGAAUAUUAAAAAGGAUGAAUACCUGACCGCACCAACCAAAUAUUCGUCAUUUGUGAAGCCUAAGAUUCUGUAUAGAUUAUUAACAAAGGAAGAAUUCCGAAUGUAUUUUUUGAAUAAGUUACCAAAGAAUGAGUAUGACUUUUCAGUGUAUUCCAUGCUUGAUGAUCUUAAAACCUUAAAAAUUGAAGAUCGUGGAAAUUUCCUAGCUGGUGUGUUCAAAGAAAAAUAUGGGUUUGAGAUCUACACCAAAGAAGUUGAUUAUCACUUGAAAUCAUUACUAACUGGAGAAGAUUUGCUGAAAUUCGUCAUGACAGAAGAAGAAACUUUAGGGUAUCUUCCACCGUCAAAAUCAUUCCCGCUGAUUAAAGAACGUAUUAAUUUAACAUCUGAUAUUAAUACGCGAUGCCAAUUAGUUCUGAAACUUUUCAUCUCCGCAAAAGUCAACAAUGACGAUGAAGGACUCCUGGAAGCUCUGAAAUAUUUUAAUCAGAGGCACAAAAAUGAUCAAUCUUCGAUCCGUGAAGAUGUAUUCACCUAUAUCAAAGAAAAUUACAAGAUGGAAAAUCUUAGUGCGGACAUUUGGCAAUAUUUGCAUGAGUUGAUUCUCGCUGAGCAAAUGAUUUCUGAAUAUCCGCAUACACUGCGGGAUAUGUUUGCAGAAGUUCUAAACUACAAGUUUGUCAAUGGGUUGGACUUUAAUGCUGAAUUCAAAAAGUACGUGAAAAAUGUUGGAUGUCAUUAUUUUGAUUUAACUUCAAAAAGUAAGGAUUUGAAGCGUUGGAUACUGCUGCAUUUGCCAGAGAUGUGCAGGGAAGUUUUCACCGAUGAGAAUGAGAAGAAAAGCUGGCCUACAGCUUUUCUUAAUGUUCUCCAGAGGUGGAACAAAGAUAAUCCAAAAGAUAUUAUAUCCUACUUUAACUAUCCUGAGAUUAUUGAAUCAGCCAUAGAGCAUCAUAAUGAUGAUCGUCAUUAUUAUUACGACGAUGUCAUUGCUAGUGAUAUAUUGACAUUCAAAACCACUGAUCCUAAAGAGAUUAAAUUAAGGAAUGAUCUUAUGGAUGCGCAUAUAUCUAAGUUUGCAGCUAGUGAGAAGAUGUGGCGAUGGUUGUUGAAACACCGCAUGGAAGUCGUCGUAAAACACAUUGAUCUCUUCUAUGAAAAAUACGUCAGUACUUAUAGUGUGAGGAAUUUGAUUUAUGAACUAAUGAAAAUGCACUACACACCACUGCCAGCUAUAGUUCGUGAAAAGUCCUUGCAAUUAUUUAAUGAUUCCAUGAAAUCAAUUGAGAUGAAGGAUGAAGAAAAUAAAGUCAGUGCCUCCCAAAGAAAUCUUGCGCUUCUUGCACUGUCAUUUGAGAAGGACUUUAUGAAGAUGAUCGAUAAUGACAGGUGUUAUCCUUCAAGCGAGGCUGAGGCUGAAGUGAACGUACUGGAUGAAUCCUUUAAGGAGACACUUAGAUUAAGGGAACAAGUUGUUGAAUGUCUUCGUAAUCGACCUUGCUCCCAAGAAGUUAUGCCUAUGGUAAUGCGUUUCUGCUUCAAGGAUUACUUCAAAUGCACACUUCCAGUACUCAAUGUUGUUUUGUACAACUUACCGGAGAGGGAACUUGCGGAGCCGUUGAGAAUUUUGCAAGAUAGAUCAGUUACUGUGCGCAAACGUGCGUUGUUUUACGCUACGACACUGGGAAACGCACAAACUAGCUGUGAUGCCCUGAAAUAUGCAGGGGAAAAUGAGAAAAAUAAAUCUCUGCAAAAGUUUGUCUUUAACCGUACAUUCAAGAAUUUUUGUUUUGUUGGAAAUCAAGCAUCUUGGGAGCUGCUUUUGGAGCAUUUCAAAUUUGUCUUUGAGAAGGACACUGAAACGCACACGAUGGUGUUCCAGUUUAAUUUGAUUUCACGCAAUUACUUAGCUCUCUACGUGGAAACAGUAUGGCAGUUUAUUGGAAAACAAUGGAAGGAUAAACACACUUGUGUGUUGAAUGCUAUUAACGCUGACAUAAUGACCCUACUUUCCGACAAGUUAUGCGAUGAUAUUAUUCAUUUUAGUCUGGUGCAUUCCAAAGGACAGCUUAUUAGUUCAGACGUGGACUUUAUCUAUUCGUACCUGCUUUCCAGCGGCGAGAAGAUUGAUCAUCGCUUUGAUCUCGUAGCGAAUAAUGCUCGGAUUGUCGUCGAUGAGGAUUCGCAAUUGGAUUUUAAAGAAUUCAACAAGAAAUCGCAGAAUAUUGGUUUCUUGUACAAGGACAUUUGCAGGCGGUUGAUGGAGAAAGAUGAAGAAGAAUGUACUCAUCUUGCGGAGAAGAAAAUGCUUGUAAAUAAGCUUGCCCAGGCAUUCCCCAAUUUACCUCUUCCGUAUAAUCAUCUCGAUUACCAGCUUCAAAUUGAAGUUUGUAGAUGUUUCCUUGAUGACGCCGAUAAACUGCCAGAGUUGUUCAUUAAGUUACAAAAAGAUGUUUUGGAAAGACAUGGAGCCAUGAUGUUGGAUUAUUUCAAUGAGUUUGCGUCGUCACUGAUUAGUAUGCUUGGCGAUGAAAUGGAAUACAGAUUAAGUUUUGUGCAGAAGUUGCUGGAGAAGGAAAAUUUAACCAGUGUGAAGUUAUUGGCAAUUCACUUAAUGCCAUCUGUGUAUCCCAGUAGCGAAGUUUGCGCUUCAAAUUUCAGAAAUAUAAUGGAAAAGAUUGAAGCUGAGUCUGCUCCUGUUGUGUUGCUUUAUUUGAAUCGCUACUUAAAAAAUUUGUCCAUUUAAUUAUAUUUUAAAAAUGCGCGUGAAGCUAUCUUACCUAUUUAUCUCAUAUAAUAUGUACUAUAAAAUGUUAAAUACAGUAUAUAAUACCAUUAUUGUGCAAUAAUUCUAGAAAUUACGAAAAUAUAUGGCAUGGAAAUAUGUAAUAUUUUGCACUAAUAUUGGUUUCUACUUGUUCUGAUUAUUUGUGUUGAAUAAACAACUUUUUUGAAAACA